Pangasianodon hypophthalmus (striped catfish) is the source of this 1877-nucleotide messenger RNA. RefSeq names its product phospholipid phosphatase related 1 (gene plppr1). The record is from RefSeq and is a predicted model, not a curated record. The coding region runs from base 227 to 1201 and encodes 324 amino acids. The transcript is spliced from 8 exons. NCBI's taxonomy places the organism in Eukaryota, Metazoa, Chordata, Actinopteri, Siluriformes, Pangasiidae. Gene Ontology annotation, biological process: phospholipid metabolic process; phospholipid dephosphorylation; signal transduction. Gene Ontology annotation, molecular function: phosphatidate phosphatase activity.
ACACUCUCUCUCUCUCUCUCUCCUUCCUCGUGCUCGUGUGUGAAUAUCAGCUCCUCUAGCGUUCACCACGGCGUCUAAUCACCGAGCUCAGCCUCGGAGGCAACACUGUGGCACCCAAACCACCAUGGAGUAGUUCUUGAUUUUUCUUUGAUGGCUUGUGCAUCCUGGCUGGAGUGUAAGGAGACAGCAAUAGCGCGACCAUCAUCAACGUGACCGUGUUGGGAAAAUGGCCUCGGACAACAUGCAGCGUAGUUACUCCAUCAUACCGUGCUUCAUAUUUGUGGAGCUGGUCAUCAUGGCAGGCACGGUGCUGUUGGCCUACUACUUUGAGUGCACCGAUAUAUUCGGCAUCCACAUCCAGGGCUUCUUCUGCAACGACGCCGAGCUCAUGAAGCCCUACCCUGGAGUUGAGGAGAACAGCUUCAUCCCUCCGCUCAUUCUCUACUGCGUAGUGGCUGCAGUUCCCACCGCCGUCAUCUUCAUUGGUGAGAUCUCCAUGUACAUGAUGAAAUCCACAAGAGAGGCUCUCAUUGCCCAGGAGAAGAUGAUUGUUACUGGAGAAUGCUGCUACCUGAAUCCACUCAUUCGUAGGAUCAUCAGGUUUAUCGGUGUGUUUGCGUUUGGCCUGUUUGCGACAGACAUCUUUGUGAACGCCGGGCAGGUGGUGACGGGCAGCUUGGCACCGUACUUCCUCACCGUCUGCCAGCCCAAUUACACAGGCAACGAGUGCCGCCUUAACCACCAGUUCAUCUCCAACGGCAACAUCUGCACAGGGAACCGGGCGGUGGUGGAGCGAGCCAGGAGGUCCUUCCCGUCCAAAGACGCCUCGCUCAGCGUCUACUCAGCCGUCUAUGUCACUAUGUACAUCACGAGCACAAUCAGGACGAAGAGCAGUCGUCUGGCAAAGCCUGUGCUGUGUUUGGGGACGCUGUGUGCUGCCUUUCUCACCGGCCUGAAGCGGGUGUCAGAAUACCGUAAUCACUGCUCGGAUGUCGUCGCUGGCUUCAUCCUGGGAGCCUCCAUCGCUCUGUUUUUGGGACUGUGUGUGGUGAAUAACUUUAAAGGUGCUCACUCGACUCCUACCAAACGGAAGACGGAGGAAUACCGCGGCCUCCCGCUCAUGACGUUCCCCCGUGUGGAGAGCCCACUGGAGACCCUCAGCGCACAGAACCAUUCAGCAUCCAUGACUGAAGUGACUUGACUAAGGGGCCGGCACAGAGUCACCUUCACUUCACCUCAACACUUCUAGGCACAAGAUGUUUUUGUACUGUCGCAUACUGUAAAAAAAAAAAGAAAAGAAAAAAAAAGAAAAAAAAGACAAGAAAUCAAAGAAAAUAGUAUUAUGUUGGACCAAGUUAGAGGCAAAUGUUUUGUACAUUUUGUAAAACACAGUGCUGUAGCUUAUCCUUCUGUUUUUUUUCUGAUUCCACAUCAGGAGUUACACUUUCCUCGUCAUGUUCUACAUCACAAAGUCAAAUCAAGUCUAUAUAUGAUGUUACUCAACUAUUGAUGUUAUGUGGUAUUUGUACAAAGAAUUACUUUAUUCUUAUUUUUUCCUGUCAAUUUUUUGACAAAGAUCAUCUUUUUUGUAUUAUUUUUAUCUGUAUAAAGCAUUUUGAUCAACAUUGCCUGCUGUUUCUCCAGGAAUGUUUUUGGUAUUCUUAUUUUUUUUGAUGUAAUAUAAAGAUACACAAUGAGUUGUGAAAAGCAGUUUUUUUUCCUAAUGGCAUCUUUAAAGUGUCAUUACCACUGCAUGAAAGUACACAGGCAUUUGACGACGUUUCAUUCUUGUGUAUUGUUUUCCUUUUAAGGUUUCUUUUGAAAUGCCAAAUAUAUUUUUUUGAUUUGUCUGUCAAAUAAAUAGUCUGUAGUUGAAA